UACAUUUCUCUCUCUCACACACAUACACCCCCUCGCGCGCGCACACACACACACAGAGCUCGGUGUUCCGCACGCGUGCUGUUGCGGAGGGUGGAUGCGGAUUUCGGGGAUAUUAAUGAUUAAUUAUCGAUCUCUGGGCUGUAAUGCAGUAAACGAAGAUCAGAAGAUCUGAUUGGCUGAUCCCAACAGAUUUCCCAGCCUUGCUGAUCCUCACUGGUUACAGCCCUAACACAGCUCCAGCCAUGGCAGAACCGAACCUGUCGUCGCCGCCUGAUCCCUCACUCAGCUCCCCGAGCUCCACCCCCCACCCGCUCACCUUCCCCUUCCUGAGGCAGGGCAGCCGAGUGUGGGAGAAAAGCGGAGAGCUGCCCAGCCCCCUGCCCACCAAGCGCACCCGCACCUACUCAGCCACUGUGCGGGCUACCUCAGGUCCCGUGUUUAAGGGCAUGUGUAAAAACUUCUCGAGGUCACAGGGACACGGCUACAUCACACCGGCCAAUGGGGCAGAGGACAUCUUCGUCCACAUCUCAGAUAUCGAGGGGGAAUAUGUACCAGUAGAGGGCGACGAGGUGACGUACAAGGUUUGCCCCAUCCCACCCAAGAACCUGAAGUUCCAGGCCGUGGAGGUGAUCAUCACCCACCUGAACCCUGGAACUAAACAUGAGACCUGGUCAGGCCAGAUCAUCAGCUCCUAGACUCCAGACUCAGGGCCGGGGAGAGGGAGGGCUGGGCGUGGCCUAGAAGGGCUGGGCGUGGCCUGGUUGGUGUUUUUCAUAUAGGGAACACUGCAGGUGAGGAGGAGGCGAUGAAUGAUGAAUGUAUUGAGUUACUUUGGGUUUCUGUUUUCUGUUUGUGUUAAUGAGGUUAAUAAGGUUUUCACGAGGUAAACAAGGUUUGAGGUUCUGGAUUGAUGUCAGAGAAGGGGGGAAAUAAAGUUAAUUUAUGGUUCUGAGGUAAUGCUGAGUGAACGGAAAGAGAGAGAGAAAAAAAUAGAUUAUAUAUUUUAAUUUCAUAGAUAUAUUUUUAUUUAUAUUUAUUUGUGGAUUUUUUUUAGUUUAUAUUGUGUAAACGGGGAAAAAUGGGUGUGGAUGGGGUUCAGUGGUGGGAAUGAGGGGAGGGUUUAGUCUAGCUUUACUGGGAUUUAAGGUCCACAGACUAAUAUUGCACUUAAAUCUUACACUCCAAAAAAUGUAUACUGCCAAACUGACUACAACUCACAGAAUUCCAGUGGGUGUAAUUCAGGGUAAACCUAGCAGCAUUUUGUUUCCAAUUAAAAAUACAGAGCAAAUUACUUACUUGCACUGAACUCUAAAGCUACUUCAGGUUUUACAGCAUCCAUACUGUUUUUAUUGUGUUUACGAUAUUAUGGCUAUACAUACUAUACUCUUUAUACUUAAACUGGUAGGGCACUUACUGCAUGGUAAUUGGUAUCUGUACAAUCUAGAGGGUGUGUGGCAAAACUGAAAACAUAAAUUGAUGUGUUUAAGUUUAUAAACACGUGUUUAAGCAAGUUUAUAACACCACCUAUUAUGUUAUGGCAUAUCAGGACAAUGGAGCUUAUGGGAUUUGGGCGUAUGAUUUACUUAUUUGCUAAGCAGCAGUUAGAGCGUAAGGCCAUUCAUCCAUCUAUCUUCUUACCAUUUAUUCCUGGUUAGGAUGCUAGUGGGUCUCAAACCUAUCUGGAAUCGCCUAUGUAGCCUGGCGAGGGUUUAGGUAGAGUGCCACAGCUACAAAAACUAAUCCUAAGGUUACAGAAAACACUGCAAUAUGACUUUCAUACCCAUUUUUAAUUUUAGAUAUUUAAAUAUUUUGGUAUAUUUUCAGUUGUCAUUUUCAGUUGUUGCCAAAUCAUGCCAACUGAAGACACACACUUCCUUUGAUGACACCAUAUCCACUACAAACCUGUGAAAUUCCACCAUAAAAGCACAGUUUCAAAUACAUUUACCUUUCUUUACUUUCCUGGACACACUGAUGUCCCUGGCUUCACCUUUCUAGAGUGGUGUGACUGUCUAACUGCCUGCUUCUCUAAAAAAAGUCACUUCACCAACACCAACAGCCCUAAUCAGCUGCCUGAUGAGUUAGGAGAACUUUACUAAUCUGAGUCAAGUUAACUCACUCUGUAUUCUCUGUAAUAUGUAAAUGUAUGAUUUUGAGUUGAUCGGACUUUACGUGUGUAACAGGAUUGAUCAAGUAAUUAUCUAUGCAUCUUUUUUAUACUUCAGUUUAUUUUGUUGGGUGUUUGAUUAUGUUUAGGUACAAAUAAGUUUUUAUUUUUCUUGUGUUGUUUCUGAGCACUUUUUCUGGUCAGACCACUUUGGCUGGUGUAAACGUCAUUUUCUUGUGAACUUUGACAAUAAUAAUAAUAAAAACUCUUCACUAGC
Molecule: messenger RNA, 2381 nt
Organism: Astyanax mexicanus (Mexican tetra)
Lineage: Eukaryota; Metazoa; Chordata; Actinopteri; Characiformes; Acestrorhamphidae
Gene: csdc2b
Product: cold shock domain containing C2, RNA binding b
Exons: 4
Coding region: 243-695 (150 amino acids)
Biological process (GO): regulation of mRNA stability
Cellular component (GO): cytoplasm
Molecular function (GO): mRNA 3'-UTR binding
Source: RefSeq, a predicted model, not a curated record